ACCCCAACCCAACUGCAAAACCCUAAUCCCCUCCUCCCCGCUGCCUCCGCCGCCAUGGGCUCCACCGCCGCCGCCUCCGCCGCCACGCUCCCGGCCUCCGCCGGCGCCGGAGAGAACCUGGUCCUCAUCCUCGACUUCGGCUCGCAGUACACCCACCUCAUCACCCGCCGCGUCCGGCAGCUGGGUGUCCUCUCCCUCUGCGUCUCCGGCACGGCGCCACUCUCGUCCCUCGAGGGACUCCGCCCGCGCGCCGUCGUACUCUCUGGCGGUCCCCAUUCCGUCCACGCCCCCGGCGCGCCGUCCUUUCCCGAGGGAUUCCUCGACUUCGCCACCGACGCCGGCGCGCACGUGCUUGGCGUCUGCUACGGGAUGCAGCUCCUCGUGCAAUCUCUCGGCGGCGCCGUCGAGCCCGGCGAGCGGCAGGAGUACGGGAAGAUGGACGUCGAGAUGACGGCGCCGUCCUCCGCGCUGUACGGGGAGGGGGAAGCGGAGAUGGGGAAGCGGCAGACGGUGUGGAUGAGCCACGGCGACGAGGUGGUCAGGCUGCCGGAGGGGUUCGAGGUUGUCGCCCGCAGCGUGCAGGGCGCCAUCGCCGCCAUCGAGAACCGGGAGAAGCGCUUCUAUGGGCUCCAGUACCACCCCGAGGUUACACAUUCACCUCAAGGAAUGGAAACGCUGCACCGCUUUCUCUUUGAUAUUUGUGGGAUAAAAGCUGACUGGAAGAUGCAAGAUGUGCUGGAUGAAGAAAUCAAGACCAUCCAAAGCAUGGUUGGCCCUGAUGAACAUGUUAUUUGUGCUUUAUCAGGCGGAGUUGAUUCAACAGUUGCGGCCACUCUGGUUCACAAGGCAAUAGGAGAUAGACUUCACUGUAUUUUUGUUGACAAUGGUCUAUUAAGAUAUAAGGAGGGAGAACGAGUAAUGUCAACCUUUGAAAGUGACUUGCAACUGCCAGUCACAUGUCUUGAUGCCUCAGAGCAAUUUCUUAGUAAGUUAAAGGGUGUCACAGACCCAGAGAAAAAAAGAAAGAUUAUUGGCAGGGAAUUCAUAGCUGUCUUUGAUGAUUUUGCUCACAAGCUAGAACAGAAGGUCGGGAAAAGGCCUGAAUAUUUAGUUCAAGGAACAUUGUACCCUGAUGUAAUUGAAUCAUGCCCACCUCCUGGUAGUGGAAGGACACAUUCCCACACUAUCAAAAGCCAUCACAAUGUUGGUGGCCUUCCAAAAGAUAUGAAGUUAAAGCUCAUCGAACCACUCAAGCUCCUAUUUAAGGAUGAGGUGCGGAAGUUGGGAAGUAUUUUGAAUGUCCCAGAUUCAUUUUUAAAGCGACACCCAUUUCCUGGGCCUGGUCUUGCUGUACGCAUUCUAGGUGAUGUUACAGAAGGCAAUGCUCUGGAGGUUCUUCGUCAGGUGGAUGAGAUAUUUGUUCAAGCUAUUAAAGAUGCAGGCCUCUAUGAUGAAAUUUGGCAAGCUUUUGCUGUGUUCUUGCCUGUUCAAACAGUUGGGGUUCAGGGUGACCAGAGAACUCAUUCCAACCCUGUUGCUCUAAGGGCAAUCACCAGUGAGGAUGGCAUGACUGCAGAUUGGUAUUAUUUUGGCCAUGAAUUCCUGGUAGAUGUGGUCAGUAAGAUCUGCAAUAACGUGCGGGGCGUUAACCGUGUUUGCUUGGACAUAACACCAAAACCACCUGCAACAGUGGAGUGGGAGUAGUAACUGAUGCUCUGAUGCUGCCACGGUGGGAUGGGAAUAGGACAUUAUGCUCUUGUGCUGCAACGGUUGAGUGGGAACAACAACUUACCUUAUGCUGGGAUCAAAUGAUAUAUGCCUCUGGUUAUUAAUAGAGUAUCGUUUACACCUUAGUCAAAUCCGCUUUGUCAAACCUUAGAUAGAUGGUAAACUAAGCAAAGGUUGUGAACUACAUGAUCUGCUUUCUAUCCAUCUGGUUAUUCCCUUUUCAGGAUCA
Molecule: messenger RNA, 1957 nt
Organism: Phragmites australis (common reed)
Lineage: Eukaryota; Viridiplantae; Streptophyta; Magnoliopsida; Poales; Poaceae
Exons: 6
Coding region: 55-1704 (549 amino acids)
Biological process (GO): GMP biosynthetic process
Cellular component (GO): cytosol
Molecular function (GO): GMP synthase activity; GMP synthase (glutamine-hydrolyzing) activity; ATP binding
Source: RefSeq, a predicted model, not a curated record